Molecule: messenger RNA, 6908 nt
Organism: Effrenium voratum
Lineage: Eukaryota; Dinophyceae; Suessiales; Symbiodiniaceae
Source: the annotation of a GenBank genome assembly
CGGCAAUUGGAACAUCUUGAGCUCUCGGAGGGCUGGCCUUGGGAUGAAUGGCCGCAAGGUCCGCAAGAACCUGGUGGUGCUGCCUGCGCUGCACAGGCACAAGGCGGAGCCAAAUGCAGCAAAAGAGCUCGAGGCGCAGCUGGAGGAGGCGGAGAAGCUGCAGAAGGACUCGCCCAGGACCUGGCGCUCAACUGCUUCCCUCAGAUCGCGACCUUCGAGGCGUCUGCCUGGGCUUCCGGCUCGCCGCCCAGAGGCGCUGAGAGCCUUCCAGCAGGUGGGCGGAUUGGUGGCGACAGAGCUUCAGCUUCAGCUCGAGAUGCUCUGCUGGGAGCACGAGGGUGUUCCAGCCAAGGAGGCGCAGUACAUGUACGUGGUGAUCGAGCACUGCCACAGCUGCAGGGAGAAUCACGGCCUCUCCACGCGCCACGACGAGGCCACGUAUCGGAAGAACGCGGCGGCCUGCGCGGAGCGAAUCCUGCAGCACGCGCGGGGGGUGGUGCUGGCGGCGGCGCAGAUCCCCUGCAACCUAGAUGGAGAGCCCCGGUGCCUGGGGAACUCCUACGAGCUGGGCCAGGAGAUUUGGCACCAGGGCUCCCGGGUGGGCGCCUUCGAGGUGUACCUCCUGGCGCCGUCGCCUCCUUCCGCGGCCGAGGCCGCGGCCGCGUCGGCGUCGAUCUGCUGGGAGGCGCCCAGCGUCUCAGGGCCCGAGCUGGUGCUGCCGUGCGGCUACGCUGUCCAUGUGUUGCACUCCAAGCUGGUGUCCAAUGCAUGGCCGAGGGAAAGGCUCAGCAGUCAGCUUCCCUCGCUGCUGCCUCGGGGCACCAUCGAGGUGCAGGUGGUAACCCCCGGCGGGGGCUUGCUCCCAGACUUCGACCUGGAGCUGCGAGCCCUCGGGGAGUCCGGGGAUCUCGAGGAAGAGCCGUUGAAGGGCCGGGCGAAGGAGGGGAAGUGCCUGGUGGCGCAGGUGCCCAUGAGGACUCGCAUGGAGAUCCGGGUUCAGCACCCUGUGCUGAGGCCCCGGACUUUGCGGGUGGCCUUGACCCAGACGAAGACCUCGGUGACCUUCGCGGGGGACGCGGCGGCGCGGCUCUGGUCGGUGGACCGCCCGGAAGGCGCCGCGGUCUUCGUGGGGGACUACGUGCAGCAGCGCAUCGGGGUGCCCCACUCGGCGACGCCCUUCCGCGGCCGCUUGGAAUUCACCAACGGCGAGGUCGUGGACGUGGACGGGGUGCUGCAGCUCCCGUGGCACGGCCGACCCUUCGCGGUGGAGGGUCUCCAAAUCUUAUCCCCGGAAGGCGACGAGAUGGCGCUGCCUCCCCUCAGCUUGAUGCGGAGUUGGCUUCCGAGCGCGCCGGCGGAGCCCGAGGAGGUCUUGCUGCAUCGCCCCUGUGGCGAGGUGUUGGGGGAACUCUGGGCGGCGUUGGGCCGCGCGGAAAUGGAGGGCCUGGGCUGGAAGCUGGACCAGGCGCUGGGCUUGGUGGAGACGUACCUCACAGCCGCCCGCGCGCGGUGGAAAGCCAAGGACUUUGAGUCCGAGCCGCAGGACUCUGGUGAGGGUGAGCUGAACGAGAUCCUCCAGCUACAGCGGCUAUGCUCGGAGGCGCCGCUCUGCGAAGCGCUGCGGCGGGAGCUGCAGCAGCGUGACACGGCGCUGGGUGACGCAGCCAGCGCUGGGGAAAAGCUCGCGCGCGCCUACGCGCGGGCGAAGGAGAUGAAGCCAUGGCUGGAGGAGCUGUGCCAAUCUGCAGUUCCGCAUGGAAAGCCGAAGCCAGCGACUUUGCAGGGCAUCGGUUCCACCAGGGUGCUCCAGAGGUUUUCCAUCUUUCCAGAGCAGGAGCCGAGUUUGCUGCAGUGCCGCAUAGACGGCGAUCCGCGGGCCCUCCUCCCGGCCCUCGCGGCGCGACUGGCCGAUUCAGAUUCCGCGGGGAUCCUGGAGGCCACAGUUACCUCCUGCGACUCGGGAGCUCCUGGGAUUGCGCUCCAGAUUGCCCGCCGGUCUGAGGAUGGCCUGCAGUUGGGGGAGGUGCUUCUGGCGUCGGAGUCCCUCGUCACCGUGCCGAAGUCCGCGGUUUGCCCCUUCCUGCGGGAGCUAGAAGAGCGGCCCGAGGCCGUGGAGGCCUUUGGCCUCUGCCCCGCCUUGCGCCUGGGGGCGCUGGUGGCGUGGGUGGAGGCGCCGGGCUACCACCCCACUGCGCCGCAUCGCCAGGUCCUGGGCCGCACCCUGCAGGACCUGCGGCGGGGGGGCUUCGAGCUAGCUCUGCUGCGGGCGCCCACGGUGCAGCUGCGGAUUCGGGUGCCUCACUGGGACCUGCCAUUGCCCGAGGUAAAGCUGGAGACCGAGGAGAUGCAAAUGGCGCAGACCGAUGCGAAUGGCCGCUGCUCCUUGAUUCUUCGGCCUGGGAAGCAGAAGCUGCGCAUGCGCCAUGAGAGGCUUUGCUCCAGUUGGCGGGAGCAACUCCUGGAGACCCGUGAGGAGGUGGAGCUGAUUGUGCCUCUGGAGGUGUCGCUUUGGCGGCGCCGGCUGCACGACCGGUACUGGGAGUACUGGGUGGGCUGCAAAAGCCCGUUGAGGGAGGACUGCGAGCCCUUCUCUGGCCCGGUGCGGCUCUUCGGGCAAGUCCGCCAGGUGCAGGACGGGCACCUCGAUCUGGACGGUGCGGAGUCUGAGCUCGGCACUGGCCCCGACUUGUUCGCCGCCUGCUGCCUGGAGCCGCCCUAUGCCAGGCAGAUGAUCACCAGGUCAUCCAGCGAUCUGUGGGCUUCUCUUUGCCUGGGCAUCCGCGCGGACACGGAGGAGACAGGAACUGAGGAGCUGCUCGUCUUUGCGCAGACCCUGUGCUGCGGCCAGCCCCUGCGCGGCGUGGAAGUCGCCAUGGAAGGUGACCUGCAAUUCACCAACUCCCAGGGGUGCUGCAGCUUGGCGCUCCAGCCUGGCGAGCAGGUGGUGACCGUGACCCAUGCAGCUGUCACAGGAGGCGCCUGUGACUACCUGAUCUGCUCGGAGGGUUGCCAGGCAGAGCUGCCCCUCUUGUUGCAGCCCCUGGUCCGUGCCUUCCUGGUGCCAGGGGAAGGCGAACAGAUCUUUCAGGUCCUGGCGGGUGAUGGGGAGUCCGUCUUGCUCCCAGUCGAUGCGGAGCCCUUUUCCGGGCUUCUGGUGGGCGAUGAGGGUGAGGAGUACCGGUUUGUGGACGGCAAGCUUACCUCCAAGUUGCACGCCAUGCGGUGCUGCCCCAUGUCGGCUUUGUGUCGCGCCCGCGCGGAGCUGCCGGGGCUCCUGUGGGUGCCUUGGCCCCAAAGCGGCGCUGCCGCCGGCUGCGGCUUCGGCCAGCUGACGCGGGAGGCGCAGAGCCUGGCGCGGCUGCAGCCCCAGGUGGAGGUGCGGCAUCCUAGCGGGCAGACGCUGGCGGUGCCCUUGGCCUCCUGCCGCACCGUGGCGGAGGCCGCGGAUUUCCUCCGCGCGGAGCUGCCGGAGGUCCACCUCGCGCUGGCGGAAACGCCAGCGGCGGCUUCGGAGUCGGCGCCGGGGGUCCCGCAGCUCCCGGAAAACGCGGUGCUGCGCUUUGGAGAGCCUCUGCAGCUCUUGUGCCGCCUCAGCGUGCGUCUGCGCUUCGGGCAGCUGGGUGUGGCGGGGGUGGAGGUGCGCUUGGGCCACUUCCCGCCCGCAGUCACCGACGGCCAAGGCUUCUGCGAGAUGUUCGUGGGCCACGGAAAGCAGAAGCUUCGCGUGGACCAUGGCUUCGAAGCCGAGCAACUGGAGGUGGACAUCUCAGACAUCUAUGCCUUCGCCGCAGUUGAUGUCAGGCCGCAGAUCUUUGUGUACCAGGUGGUCGAGGAGGCGCCCAAGGUGUGGCUCUGCGCCAAGCGUCGGCAGCUGCCGGCGGCGGCCUUGCCGGUGCAGGGGCAGCUGACGCUGGCCCCUGACCUACAGGUGGCUUUAGACGCCGAGCUUCGCCCGGUGGAUCUCUCGGACCUCCCCUCCCUGCCAGAUAGCCUCGCGCUGGACCUGAGCCAAACGGGCUACGUCUGGCGCCAGAAGAGCUUCAAAACCGACUGGCGGCAGCUGCUGAAGGGCCCCAUGCACCUGGGCGACCUUCUGCCACCCAUCACUGCUGUGCUUCACCCGGACGGCCUGGCCUUCCGCCUGGCCGCCGCGGACGGGCGCUCCGUGGCCGCCGUGUGCGCGCGCCUGGCGGAGGAGCUGGGGCCCGAGAAGCCGCUGGGGGCCUUCCAGGCGGGCCGCAUGCUGGCGAUGGACGAGGAGCUGCAGCCAUGGAGCUGCGUGGAUGUGUGGUUUCUGGCGCGCACCAAGGUGAGCUUGACAACUCCCUGCUGCCGCCGGGGUCUCGAGGGCGCUUUGGUGCGUAUCCACUCGGAGUACGCGGACGCGGACGCGGAGGAGUCAUCCCCUGCUUGGGCCUCGGGGGCCACAGACGCAGAGGGCAGAUGCCACUUUGUGGUUCCGGCAGAGGAGCAUCUGGUGGAGGUGAGCCAUGACCUGCUGGGCACCAAGGAGUGGCAGGUGCAGGCAGGCGCGGGUAGCAAGGCCGUGCUGGAAGCUUGCCCGGAGCUUGGGGUCUUCGUCUACGCUACGAAGGAAGAGGAGCUGUCGGUGUGGAUGUGCGCCCACCGGCGCCACCUUCCAUCCACGGCUCGGCCGCUGGUCGGGGCGCGGCUGGGGGUGGGCUUGGAGCGGUCGGCGCCCAUCGAGUCCCUGGAAUUGGUGCUGCUGCCCUGGAGCAACGCAUCUCGUGGGCCUUGUCCCUUGGAGGGCCUGUGGCUGGACACCAGUGAGCUCCGGGCGCAGCCAGGCCAGGCCAGACUCCUGGCCUUCCAGCCGAGCGGCCGAAAGGAGGUGUGCCCCUUCGUGCGGGCGGGGGAGGGCCCGGUGCUGCUGGGCCGCCUGCGGCCAGCCCUGUUGGUCCAGCUGGGUGAGGAGCGCCUCCUCGCACCCUUCGCGGAGUGCCAAAGCAUGGAGGCCUUGCGGGGCUGGUUGGCGGAUCACAUGGGCUGCAGGGAGGAGGAGGUGGGUUUGGAGGUGCCCAGCCAAAACCUGAAGCCGGGCAUGGAGGUCUUGGCUCAGCGGUUGGCAGCACUGGACCUUCAGAUCCUUCUCCCAGAUGAGGCGACGGAGGGCCCAGAAGGCCUGGAAGGCCUAGAGGCGGAGGUGGGGGAGGUUCGAGGUCGCACGGAUGCGCAGGGGGACCUCCGCAUGAUGCUGCCCCCCGGGCGUCAGACACUUCUGUUGAAGCACCCCUGCUUCGGAGAGCCGAAGCGGCUGGAAGUGCAGGUGCCGACCCAGCUGCGAUUCUUCGCAGACUUGCGCCUCUGGAUUUAUGCCACCGAGCCCGAAGAGGACGAGGAAGAGGAGCCAUCUUCUCGGUGCUGCAUGGUCUGGGUCUGUGCAUCCAGAGAGCAUAUUCCUGAGGGGGCCGUGGGCAUUUGCGGACGUGUGUCCGGGACACUCAACGGCAAGAAGGUGGAAAAGGAGCUGAAGGAGUCUGGGCCCACUGAGUUUCUGUUCUUUGCGGGAGGCCACGAGGCGCCCCAGUGCAGCCUGGGCUCCUUGGUUUUGGCCGUGCGCCGGGCGGGCCACCUCUGGUCUGCUGGCGGCGAAUCGCCGCUGGCGGCGCGGCAGGCGGAGCUCCGGGGCUCCGAGUACCAGCGGCUGCUGAGCUGCCCGGUGGCCAUGGGCCAGCUGCUGCCCGCCGUGCAGGUGGGCGGCGUAGAGGAGGUCCAGGUGACAUUGGCCGAAGCGCCCACGGCGAAAGCCUUGCGCGAGCACUUGGCAGAGAGGAUGGGCCUGGAGUAUCGUCAGCUGUGGCUCCAGCGGGAUGGGCAACAGCUAGAUGAGGAAGUCCUCCAGCCUGGCUGGCAGUUGGAAUGCCUGGAGGUGGCUCCAGUGAAAGUGCGCGUCGUGACAGCUUGCUGCCUCACGCCUUUGCCCGACGUGUCCAUCUUCCUCUCCGGGACCUCGUCCCCGACGUCCGGCUCCACCGACGCGGAGGGCGUGUUCCAUGGCGAGGCCCCGCUGGGCGCCUGCGAAGUGCGCUUUCAGCACCCGGCGUUCCAAGGAGGCGAGGUAUGCCUCACGGUGGAAAGAGAUCGCAACGAGGCCCUGUGCAAGGCAAAGCCUCGGUUCUUCAUUUACGCCACGGACCCGGAGCCGGAGGAAGAGGGGGAGCUUGAUCCCAGCUGCGUGUGGCUGGCGGCGCUUCAGGCGCACGUCCCUGAGGAGGCCGUGCCGCUCCGGGGUGCUGUGAGGUGUGCCUGGGGAAGUGACGUCCUGGGCGCCUCCUUCGUAGAUAAAGGCAUCGCCUCCUUCUGCCUGGAAGGCACAGAUGCGGCACAAAGCUGCCCUGUAGCAGGUUUGAGCCUGCGCUGCAGCAGGAAAGACUUCCUCUGGCAUGCCAAGGACCCCUCUCCUCUGCUGGAGCGCACGGACGAGCUCGGGGGGUGCGAGGCGCUGCGCCUCAGCGCCUGCCCCGUGGCCCUCGGCUUUCUGAAGCCCUGCGCCACGGUGCACCUCGCGGCCGAGACCCUGCAGCUUCCCUUGGAUGCUGGCGAGGAGGCCAACCGCGCCCAGCUGGAAGCGUCUGGCGAGGGCAUGUUGCUAACGACCAGCGGCGAGGCGGUGCCAGGCCACAUCCCAAGAUGUGAUUUGCUUUGGGCAGCGCCAAAAGAUGUGGAAGCAGCCGAAAGGCAGUACCAGAAACACAAGGCUGACUUGUACAUAGAGGAAGGCCAGGGGCAAACACUGCCCUUGCACAUCGAGUAUGUGGGCGCUGUGAAUCAUGCAAGUGCCGCAUAGAUCAGUUGUGGCCCUUUAUUUUUUUAGCCAGGUAGACUUCCCAUUCGCCGCAAGUAGAAGGUGUUCAAAGCGUUUCAAGGCGAUUGACACCUGACGACCA